AGUUGGAGCUCGAGAGAGAGAGAGAGAGAGAAUAAAAAGCAAAAGCAGAAGCGCCCAUCUCCUCUUCCUCCUCUCCUUCCUCUUCUUCCUCCUCCUCCCUUACCUGUCACUUCCGUUCCAAUCUCAUCACAGAGUCUCUCUCUCUCUGUCUCUCUCGCAACAGACAAGAGACGAGGCAAGGAUUACAGAGGGAUCCCAGGCACAUGCGCCUCCUCCAGGUUACUUUGUUCGCCUGGAAUAUCGGAGAACUCGAGAGAACCUUCUCUUGAAGAAGAGUCCUAGCAAGAAAAUGCGUCGGUGGCUUUGUUGUACCUGUCAAGUCGAAGAAUCUUACGCUGCAAAUGAUGAUGAGCUACUGAAAAGCCCAAGGAACCGUGUACAUGGGCCCCAAAAAAAUUCAAAGUUGUCUGCUCCUGUUAAACCUGAAGUGCAAAAGUCAGCACCACCUAUUGAGGUUCCUGCUCUGUCGUUGGAUGAACUAAAAGAAAAGACUGAUAAUUUUGGAUCAAAGUCAUUGAUUGGUGAAGGAUCUUAUGGAAGAGUAUAUUAUGCUAACUUAGAUAGUGGGAAAGCUGUGGCUGUCAAAAAGCUUGACAAUUCAUCUGAGGCUGAGUCAGAUGUGGAGUUCCUGACCCAGGUUUCCAUGGUAUCAAGGUUGAAGCAUGAAAAUUUUGUACAGUUGCUUGGUUACUGUGUUGAAGGGAAUCUUCGUGUGCUUGCAUAUGAAUUUGCGACCAUGGGAUCACUACAUGAUGUACUACAUGGAAGAAAAGGAGUUCAAGGUGCGCAACCAGGCCCUGUCCUUGACUGGACACAGCGAGUGAGAAUUGCUGUUGAUGCAGCGAGGGGAUUGGAAUAUUUGCAUGAGAAGGUUCAGCCUUCUAUAAUCCACAGGGAUAUUAGGUCUAGCAAUGUGCUUCUUUUUGAAGACUUCAAAGCCAGAAUUGCAGAUUUUAAUCUGUCAAAUCAGGCACCUGACAUGGCUGCCCGCCUUCAUUCUACCAGAGUUUUGGGAACCUUUGGCUAUCAUGCUCCAGAGUACGCGAUGACUGGACAAUUGACACAGAAAAGUGAUGUGUAUAGCUUUGGAGUUGUUCUUCUAGAGCUUUUAACUGGGAGAAAACCUGUUGAUCAUACCAUGCCGCGGGGACAGCAGAGUCUUGUUACCUGGGCAACUCCAAGAUUGAGCGAAGACAAGGUUAAGCAAUGCGUAGAUCCAAGGCUUAAUGGAGACUAUCCUCCAAAGGGAGUUGCCAAGUUGGCGGCUGUUGCUGCCUUGUGUGUGCAAUAUGAAGCAGAGUUUCGGCCCAACAUGAGCAUCGUUGUCAAGGCUAUGCAGCCUCUGCUGAAAGCUGCAGCGCCAGCAUCUGCUCCAGGGACUUGAUUGAAAACGAAUUCAAAGUCCUUCCGCCUCGCAGUAUCAUCUUAUGCAUAGUUUGCUCCAUAUUCUCUGGUGCAUACGAUGAUAUAUUUUCUUUUUUCCUUUUUCAGAGUAGAGAUGAUGGGUAUACAUUAUUUGAUGAGUUGUGUUCUCUGACGGGAGAUUGUAUUUAGAAUGUGAGCGGCCCAUGCCAAGCCAGCUGCUAAGGCAGUCAGUGCCGGCAUGACGCUCCGUUAGCUUGUACCUUUCGUCGUAAGCUGUCUUCUGUGGACAUAUAUCUUCAAUUAUUUCCAAGUAAAUUUUACUGGCUGUCUCGUUC
Molecule: messenger RNA, 1700 nt
Organism: Eucalyptus grandis
Lineage: Eukaryota; Viridiplantae; Streptophyta; Magnoliopsida; Myrtales; Myrtaceae
Product: PTI1-like tyrosine-protein kinase 3
Exons: 8
Coding region: 290-1384 (364 amino acids)
Biological process (GO): protein phosphorylation
Molecular function (GO): ATP binding; protein tyrosine kinase activity
Source: RefSeq, a predicted model, not a curated record